Vollenhovia emeryi is the source of this 4961-nucleotide messenger RNA. Its product is annotated as kin of IRRE-like protein 3. Gene Ontology annotation, cellular component: neuron projection membrane. The coding region runs from base 1104 to 2006 and encodes 300 amino acids. Gene Ontology annotation, biological process: synapse organization. NCBI's taxonomy places the organism in Eukaryota, Metazoa, Arthropoda, Insecta, Hymenoptera, Formicidae. The record is from RefSeq and is a predicted model, not a curated record. The transcript is spliced from 7 exons.
UACCGCCCUUUCGCCAACGGUGCAUAUACGACACCGGGUGCAUACACCCUCUGCGUCCCUCCGCUGUGAGCGAAGGUGUUCGCGGCGCGUUAGUGUGAGUGCGGCAUGAUGAAUGAACGGCAUUUUAGAAGGACGGAAGUGGCGCGCGGUCCCACCUAGCUCUUUCGCAACGAUCGUACGUCACCCACCGGCGACACAGGAUCCCCGCGAAGAUGCACCUCGCGCGAGAGCUUGCAGUCGACCACGUGGAAGUACGGACCAGCUGCGCUGGAAGGAUUUAGUGACGCUUCUCUCUCUCUGUGAUUGCGCGGGUCUUGUCGCUCCGUCGUUCAUUCAUGACAGGUGAUAAGGGCGGAAAGGUGUGUGCCCGCUGCACGUGAAGACAGAUUUGUGAAAUGUUUCCUCUCGCUAACGGACUCGGUGCAUUCGAUGGUGCGGCGACGAGCGAGUGUGCCGGCUGAUUUUCAAGAUUGGAGCGCGAGAAGGCGAUCGCAUAAAUUAAAUUGACAGGUGCGAGACCGGCCGUUAAAUUGCCAUUUUUAUUAGUCAUGAGUGUUUGCAGUGCUGCACUGGACGUUGCACGCGCCAAUUUUUCGCGCGCAGGAAAAUCGAAAACAAUGAAUCGUCGAAAAAGCGAGCACGUGACCGCCUCGACGUAGUCGAUAUCUCGUGAAUAUUUCGUGGGAAAUGCUACACGCCGAUGAUUGCUUCCUCGCGUUAAUUUCCACGCCCGUGCCAGGCAUUUAAUAUUCAGAAAAUCUCUUUUGCGUACAUGGAUUAAUUUAAUUAUGUUAAGAGGUGAAAUGUAAAAUAUAAGAUUUUCAAGUCAUGUCAAUUUUACGAUUCGACUACUUUUACCGUAAUCGAUCUUUCCGCGAGAAUUUGGAACAAAGGCGCAGUCUUUAUUCGACUUAUAAGCCUGCUUCUUGGUUUGCAAAAUAUAUACAAAAGUGCAAGAUAUCGAUGACUGACGUCAAAUAACGCGGCCAAGUGGCAAGUGUUGCAACUGUCAGUGAGCAAAGUGAAUUCCUUUUUAUUGUCAACCAGGAAAACAUGUCGCCCCCGGCCGAUUGCUGCAGCUUUGAAGAAGCAGCUGACAUGAAAUGUAUCAGAAACAAUGGACUGUGAAAGCACUGGGAAUGGAUUUACAACAUAGUGGCAAUGGGACCGGUCGAUGCAAACCUUUCAAAAUGAUCCACAUUUUCAUCCUCUUCAUGCUGCUGCACGUUUUUCCAGAGAACAUCACCGCGCAUGAAUCGCGCGUUUUCAUGGCGGAUACCUUUGAAGAACGCACAACAUCGGAAAUUGAUCCGUACUUCGACACCACGGUGCCGUCCAAUAUCACCGGCUUGGCUGGAGAAACUGUUCAACUGGCGUGUAGAGUGAAAAAUCUCGGAAACAAAACGGUUUCAUGGGUGAGGCAUCGUGACAUUCACUUGCUGACAGUCGGCCGUUACACUUACACAAGCGAUCAACGUUUCGAGGCUAUGCACACAUCCCAUACAGAAGAAUGGAUUCUGAGAAUACGAUAUCCGCAGCGAAAGGAUUCUGGUAUCUACGAGUGCCAAAUAUCCACGACUCCACCCAUCGGUCAUCCUGUUUAUCUCACCGUAAUCGAGCCCGUGACGGAAAUAGUCGGCGGUCCCGAUCUGUUCAUCAACAGGGACAGCACGAUAAAUUUAACAUGCUACGUGAGGCACGCGCCCGAACCGCCGCCGACGAUAACUUGGAGUCACAACCAUCAGGCGAUUAACUUCGACUCGCCGAGGGGUGGCAUCAGCUUGGUAACGGAAAAGGGACCCGUGACUUCGAGCCGUUUACUCAUUCAGAAGGCGAUCGAGAGAGACUCCGGCUUUUACACGUGCGCCCCCAGUAACACUCGUUCCACCAACGUGCGGGUCCACAUAGUCAAUGAAGAACACCCAGCGGCAAUGCAUCACGGCAGAGGCGACAGAAUGGCCGCGACGCUGCUUCCGGUCGUCCUACUUCUUCGGAUGAUAUUCUAGCCGACGUUAUGCACUCCGGGUUGAAUGCGCGAACUUAAGCACGGUCGCCUAACUCUCACGAAACCAUCGGGCGGAGAUUCUGUUUCGCGGUUUUGUCCCCGGGGAUUCGACUCGCUGCGACGCGCAUUCGACACGUUCGCCUCGCGAAAGUAACGGAAUCUCAUCGUAGAUUUGCGCCGCGACACGUCGCGUGUUUCCCCAUUACGUCGUUAGAGCGUUAGGCUGAUUGGAACGCAUCCGCGUUCCACGGGGGAAUCCAAUUGUCGCGUCGUCGCCUGGAGAACGUGAGUUAAAAUAAAUAUUAUUAGUCUAGAUGUGCAUCACAGGGCAAAUGAUGAGUUGCGGACAUAUAUUUAGUUCUGUGCGAUUACGUGGUCGAAAAGGAGAGCAAAAAAAUUUUGCUUAGUGGCCAAAAGAUUUGAUACAAAUGAGAAAUAUUUUUUAUUAGAAAGUGUUACAUUACAUCCAAAGAACUUCUUAAUCUUCACCGAUUCUGCCGAUCGUAAUGGACAAGAGCCUAUAAUAAUUCUUAAACACGAUUAGUCGAAUGUACUCGCUGAACUUACACGGCGCUUUCAAGGCCGUUGUCAUUUCGUGAAAAGGGACAAGGUCUGGGUUCUUGCCCCACUGCGGAAACAAGUACGAAGUCUUUUUCUGUUCCGGCAAAGAGUCGCGAGUCCGUUUCCGCCGUCUGGAAUCUUUCCUCACUUUUCGAAAUAAGAAUCGCCUGCGAAGAAAGAACAUUUUCGCAAAUGCCAUACCAAUGUAACGCGUGACCUAAAAACGGUCCGACACACAUAUUUCGGAAUUUCUAUACUUACUCCUGAAUAUUCCGAUAUUUACGAGAGACGAAGCAGCAAUAUGAAGAAUACAUUGUAAGAAUCGAAAGAAUCGCUUUGAAUACUGUCCGAUACUAAGCAAAUUUAAAGAAAACAUUUCCUCGCACAAUAUUCGAAGAACUUCGAAAACCAAGAAAGUGGAUCGAUUCGCAGAGUUAAACGGACACACAACGCUGCGUAAAAUUACGUAUUGAUAAAACACAAAAUUUGCCGAAUUGAUCAAUGGGUGUGCACUCUCGAAAUAUUAAGGUCUUGUAUCUAAAAGUGACGUCUAUCAUUUUCGCUAAAAGAUCUUGAACAUGAACACCGCGAACUCCAUAUUGCAGUUAAUUCAAUUAUUGAUUGCGUUCGAUAGGCUCGUUCUCGUUGCAACUAUCAACAAUGCCUCGGCUGCGACGAGUUUCGAGUAUAUUAGGAAGUAAUCUCGUUAUCGAAUUAUUGAUUGUCGCGCAGGAAACAAGUUGGGGGCUCUAAAAAAGCAGAAUUUCAUUUAUUUCAAACACGCCUAAGGAAAGUAAUUACGGUAGGCGAUGAUUUACCGAAAUUUUAUCAGGUUCUUUUCAAUUGGUUUAUAACGCGUCACUACGGAUUGUUUUAACGAAAGCAAAUAAAAUAAAAAACUACAUAAAUUAACACUAACUCACAUAAAUAAAAGAUGUCGGAAAUAUUUAUUGGAAAAUUGAAUUGAUCGCUUUGAUUUUCCCCAAUAAAAACUUCCUGAUAUUCUAUACUAUUUUUAUAAUUACAUAUUCCGCUAAUAUUCUUUAAAUAAAGUAUCAAAGACUAUAAUUAUAUAUUUUUAAAGCAAUAGUUUACACAAUUUUUCAAUAAAUAUUACCCACAUCUGUUAUUCACGUGAGUUUGAGUUAAUUGAUAUAAUUUUUAACUUCAUCUGUCCUUGUUAAAAUAAUCCAUUUUCCAGUUGAAUGGAAUUUCAUACAAUCAUGUCAUAUUCUUUUUCUUACACGUAUUUACACUUAAUAAAAUUCUGAAACAUUAAAACACAACGUGUUAAAAUAAAAAAAUUGUGCUACGUUAAAACGUGUAGACUAAAAAUCAGAAAAGAAUCAAUCUCGGAUGAGAAUUACUAUAAGAGAUGUUUCAAGGACAUAUAUCGGAUUAUACGGCAAAUACAUUCGUAUAAAUAUGCGUCUCUGCAUAUCAGACGAUAAAAUCUGCGCUCGGCUUCGGAAGUAAGGAUAGACGCGCCGUGACGGCCUACGAAACGCAUAGAAUCUGAAAGUUGGAAACUUGCGCGCGAGAAAGCAAUGGACUUUCAUGCGGAUACGCAAAUAUAACGGAGCUUUUCCGUGCUCUCGGUGGCGCGACGCGACGUAUCUACAGGAAGAAAGCAGGUUUAUUCGUCGAACUUAUAAUGGCUCGACUUCGAAACGGAUUUUAUCCUCGUUACGGUUACCGGUAAAAACGUAUUGUUCGAAAGUGCUAGCUCUCGGGGAUUCGAACACGUGCGCCGGGACGAUCCCGCGGUUGUUCCGUUCCCCGCCGUAAAAGAGGACUGGCAUUGUGCCUCUGCAGUGAGCUUUGGCAGUAUUGUUGCGUCGGAAAUGUACCUCGCUUGUUCAGGACCACUCACGAAAACGGCUUCGAUAUCCUCGGUGAUAUUCUUGUCGCUAUUAGCGCCCAAGACCGAAUGUUUCUUCUAUCAAUGGGACCAUAUAAUCGGUGCGCGCGUUGGUCCAAUCGCGAAUAACUCGUAUUAGCAAUUGAUGCCGGCGUGCACGUGUAAGAAACGGUCCUAUGGUUGCUAUAUAUACUUUGUUAGAAACGUGAUUCCAAGAAUAUUUCGGUGCCAGUCUUUCUAUUAGCUUUUAACGACGCCGAAAUUCGUUGUACUUGGAGGAUUUCACGUAUAACAUAUACGUUUUUAUAGACGUCAAUAUAUGUACGCGGCUAAGGAGACAGAGGAAACAAUUGAAAGGGCGUAGAUUAAGUGUUACUUGUCAUUCUCUAUAGAAAUCUUUUUCAUGGGCCUGUACAUUUUCGCCGAAUUAAUGUUGCGAAUUGUGUCGACAAAUUUUAUUUGCCAUUGUACGCAUUAAUAAAAAGAACAAGAGACACUCAGAUGCGAAUGACAAGUCGUACAUGAACGACCUGC